GCGAGGACCUGCCUGAUUCAUGAGAACUCCACUGGCACCUCAGUUGAGACCAUGGCAGCAGAGGUGCCCAUGGACACAGCCUUCGCAAUGCCUGCCACUCCAUAUCAUGUAAACAAAGUGACCUAUCGUCCAACAACAGAAAAGCCUGGCUAUAAAAGCAAGGAGCAGGUCACAUAUAACAAGGCUGGGGUGCCAUCCAGCAAAGGACUUUCCUCAAGGACCUCCAGUGCAAAUUCUUGGGACAGCUCCAAGAAUCUGGAAGGGGAUAAAACAAGAGACGAAUUCCUCUGCCCAACACCUCCUUCUACACAGAACUUCCCAGCAAAAAGCCACAAUAAACACAACCACAAUCCCAAAACUCCUGCUGGCCAAUAUAUUCACCACGAAUCACCUAAAAUAUGUGCUGAAAGAAAGGGGAGCUUUGACAGCAAGAUUUCUCUUGAAAAUCACCCAAAGGGAAGGGCUGCAAGGUCCCAAGAACAUGCCAAGUCUGUCCAAGAAAAAGAAGAAUCCAUCAGUUUUAAUUCAGAUGACUCAACUGGCAAGUUACAUCAAUCUGUACGAACUGAGUUGCUCAGCUCCCCCACAAAAAAUAUAAAGUGCAGCUAUGAAGACACUGAAGAAGUCAAGACUGUUUUGAAUGCCAAAGACUCCUUGGCUUCAGGUAUACAAAAUGUUAAAGUGGAAGGGAAGUGCCUUCAGGAAAAGAAAAACAGUCGGAUCCCUGCCAAUAUCAAAGCCAAAUAUGGCACCACAGUAGUGGAGAAGCUGAUAUCAGAGGAACAGGCACGGCGUGCUCUUUGCGAAGCUGGACUAAUCCAAGGACAGAAAAGACUCAGUGACUGGCCAUUCAAAUCUCUUGAGAAUCCUAUGACAUCUUCACCUUAUGCUGAUUAUUAUGAACUGGGUUAUAAUCUGAGAUCCAACAUUUUCCAAGGCGGACCAUUAGAAACUAAAAGCUUGAUGAAGGAUUCUUAUACUCCUGAUGUAAUCAAGAGGGCAGUACGGGAUCCCAAACGUUGGCAUGGAAGGAAGACUGAUGAUCUAGGGAGAUGGUUCCAGAAAAAUGCCCUCAAUCUUAACCUGCAGAAAGCUUUGGAGCAAAAAUUUGGGGAAAAGAACAAAGGCAGCAGAUCCUAAAAAGGCAUAAAAGAGGCACAUGAGCCCUUGCUGAAAGUUAUUUGCCUCUCCCUCGCAGUGAAAUAAAUCUCAUUGCAGUCUCUGUC
Molecule: messenger RNA, 1226 nt
Organism: Thamnophis elegans (Western terrestrial garter snake)
Lineage: Eukaryota; Metazoa; Chordata; Lepidosauria; Squamata; Natricidae
Gene: CIMIP4
Product: testis expressed 33
Exons: 6
Coding region: 52-1140 (362 amino acids)
Source: RefSeq, a predicted model, not a curated record